Molecule: messenger RNA, 2799 nt
Organism: Xiphophorus couchianus (Monterrey platyfish)
Lineage: Eukaryota; Metazoa; Chordata; Actinopteri; Cyprinodontiformes; Poeciliidae
Product: polyadenylate-binding protein 1
Exons: 16
Coding region: 522-2429 (635 amino acids)
Molecular function (GO): RNA binding
Source: RefSeq, a predicted model, not a curated record
CCUUCCUUUCAUUCUUGUAAUCCGUCUGCGUAGGGUGUGCUCCGGAGCUAGCCUCGGCACACAUUUUAUUAUUAUGAAACAAACCAAAAGCUAGUGAGCACCCGCAGACAUAUUUUUAUAAGAAAACCUAAUAUCGGUGAAGCAGGAUUUGAUUUGCUAACCAAGCAACGCGAAGAAGACGCUGCCUUCGGAAAAGAACGAAAGACUGAACGACGAAAACGCUGUUAGCAAGCUACGUUACUAGCGUCAUUGUUGAGAGCGCGGCUAAUUAACGAUAGCCUGUUAGUCCCCCCUCUCACAUUUAAAGAAGUCUUACUAAUAGUAAGUUAAUUGUCGCUGUUUGUGUCUUGUUGUAUCGAUAGUUUAGCACUCUUUGUGAUUUUGAAGGCGCUAAAAUUCUCAAAUUGUUACAUUUAAGCCAUAUCAGAACAGAGUGAAGAAAACGUAUUUAGCUGUCCUGACAGCCACCAUUGCGCGUCGAACUCAAACAGCUAUCUGAUUGAAAACAAACGUCGCCCGACAUGAAUCCCAGCGCGCCUAGCUACCCCAUGGCCUCGCUCUACGUAGGAGACCUGCACCCAGAUGUUACCGAGGCCAUGCUCUACGAGAAAUUCAGCCCGGCCGGACCCAUCCUGUCGAUCAGAGUGUGCAGAGACAUGAUCACCCGCCGUUCGCUGGGAUAUGCGUAUGUUAACUUCCAACAACCAGCUGAUGCUGAAAGGGCUUUGGACACGAUGAACUUCGAUGUGAUUAAGGGCAGGCCUCUCCGCAUCAUGUGGUCCCAGCGUGACCCCUCCUUGAGGAAGAGCGGGGUGGGAAACAUCUUCAUCAAAAACCUAGACAAGUCCAUUGACAACAAGGCCCUUUAUGACACCUUCUCUGCGUUUGGAAACAUCCUCUCUUGCAAGGUGGUUUGUGAUGAAAAUGGCUCAAAAGGUUACGGUUUUGUGCACUUUGAGACCCACGAAGCAGCUGAGCGUGCCAUUGAGAAAAUGAACGGCAUGUUGCUCAAUGACAGAAAAGUAUUUGUCGGCCGCUUCAAGUCGCGCAAAGAGAGGGAGGCUGAGCUGGGGGCACGUGCCAGAGAGUUUACCAACGUUUACAUCAAAAACUUCGGGGAGGACAUGGAUGACGAGAAGCUGAAGGAGUUAUUUAGUAAAUAUGGUCCUGCGCUCAGCAUCCGGGUUAUGACAGACGAUGGCGGCAAGUCCAAGGGAUUCGGCUUUGUCAGCUUUGAGAGACACGAAGACGCUCAGAAGGCCGUGGACGACAUGAACGGCAAAGAACUGAAUGGCCGACAGGUGUAUGUGGGCCGCGCGCAGAAGAAGGGCGAGCGCCAGAAUGAACUUAAACGCAAAUUUGAACAGAUGAAGCAAGAUCGCAUGACCAGAUACCAGGGUGUCAACCUGUAUGUUAAAAACCUCGACGACGGCCUAGAUGACGAGCGUCUGCGCAAGGAGUUCUCCCCGUUCGGGACCAUCACCAGUGCGAAGGUGAUGAUGGAGGGCGGCCGCAGCAAAGGUUUCGGCUUUGUGUGCUUCUCGUCACCAGAAGAGGCCACUAAAGCCGUAACGGAGAUGAAUGGGCGCAUCGUGGCCACGAAGCCUCUGUAUGUGGCACUGGCUCAGCGGAAGGAAGAGCGCCAAGCCCACUUGACCAACCAGUACAUGCAGAGGAUGGCCACGGUCCGGGCCGUGCCCAACCCUGUCCUCAACCCCUACCAGCCCGCUCCACCCUCAGGCUACUUCAUGGCAGCUAUUCCACAGGCUCAGAACCGCGCUGCAUAUUACUCCGCCAACCAGUUGGCCCAGCUCCGCCCCGGUCCUCGCUGGGCCGCUCAGGGAGUGCGACCUCAGCAUUUCCAAAACAUGCCCAACGCCAUGCGUCCGUCAGCACCAAGGCCCCAGACCUUCAACACCAUUCGUCCUACCACUACCACCAACACCCAGGUCCCGCGCAUGAUGGCCUCCCAGCGCAUGCCCACCCAGGCCCUCGGCCAGCGCCCUGCCAGCGCUUCAGCCACUGCAGCCCCAGUCCGUGCCAUGCCUGGGUACAAAUAUGCUGCUGGUGUGCGCAACCCACAGCAACACAUGGCGUCCCAGCCACAAGUUGCCAUGCAGCAACCUGCUGUCCAUGUCCAAGGACAGGAGCCCCUGACUGCUUCCAUGCUGGCUGCUGCUCCUCCUCAGGAGCAGAAGCAGAUGCUGGGUGAGCGUCUGUUCCCCCUGAUCCAGAAUAUGCAUCCCAGCCUGGCUGGCAAGAUCACCGGUAUGCUUCUGGAGAUAGACAACUCUGAGCUGCUUCACAUGCUUGAGUCACCUGAAUCUCUGCGCUCCAAGGUGGAUGAGGCUGUUGCUGUGCUCCAGGCCCACCAGGCCAAAGAGGCUGCGCAGAAGUCCACCACACCUGCCGGUGUUCCUAGCGUCUAAGCUUGAGCAUUUUGAAACCUGCUUCACCGAUGGAAAAAGAGAAAAAAAACUUAAACAUUGAAAAACCUAAAACUCAGAAAACAUCGCAAAACGAUAAAUUAUUUCUUAAAAAAAAAAAAAGAAGAAAUUGAAUCUGCCAGGUCUAGAGAUGGUUUGACUAGACCUUGAUCAUAAACAAAAAUUAGUUAAAAAAAAUAGCAAAAUAGAUAAAAUUGAAAAUUGUAAUAAAUUUGAAUGCAUUCCUCUGUUUUAUGUCAUUUUACUGUGUCAGUGCUCAAACUGUCGGCAAUGUCAGGGAAAUGGUUGCUGAGCAGUUUGAGGUGAUUUGUAUCGUAAACUACUGGCUGUAAUAAAACGUCAUUCGAAAUUA